UCAGCUGAUCCAUCUACUUUCGGAAGGGCCAGAGUGGAGGAAAAAAGACGAGAUUUCCGGAGUCCUUCUAUCCAAUGAGCGCACUCCACAUGCGGAGCAGACGAAAGAGCAGCAGUGAGGCUCUUUCAAUAAAACGCGAUUACCACUACUGAUCUUAGCCACUGACUGGGGAUCUACAACACGGAGUGAGGAGGCAGUCCAGAGCACAUCCAGGGCAACGUUAGGACUGUAACUGUAUGUGUGUUGAGUACUGAACUGGUGCGAUUGCUGCAGACUCUUUCAUAUCUACUCUAUGGGAAUUAAGAAGACAUCGAAGUGACUUUUCUCGAGGGUGGGAAUAACCCAGUUGUUGCAAUUCAGUAUUUAAUUCGGCAAACGUUGUUUAAGUACAGUAGAGAGGGGGAUUUUUGUGUUCUGAAUAGCCUGCUGCCUAAGUGCCGGAGAGUUUUUUCCCCCCUUUUCUUUGGCAGUUUACUUAAUACCAAUGCAUAAGCUCGUAGAUAAUUAGACACACGUUAUUGGUUUCUUGUAUACGGGACGUUGAAAUUGUUAUAGAGGCGGAGGUGGUUGAAUAAACAAAGUAAAACUGUCUUCAGAAGGCGACCAUCCACCAUGGAGAACGCUCACGAAAAGACAGUCGAGGAGGUUUAUAGCCAUUUCAGCGUUAAUGAGAGCACGGGUUUGGCCCUGGACCAGGUGAAAAGGCAAAAGGAAAAAUGGGGACCGAACGAGUUGCCCGCAGAAGAAGGGAAAUCGUUAUGGGAACUCGUUAUUGAACAGUUUGAAGAUUUACUAGUGCGAAUUCUACUUCUGGCAGCUUGUAUAUCUUUUGUACUGGCCUGGUUCGAGGAGGGAGAAGAAACUAUCACAGCCUUCGUGGAGCCUUUUGUAAUCUUACUUAUUCUUAUAGCCAACGCCAUCGUAGGAGUGUGGCAGGAACGAAAUGCUGAAAAUGCCAUCGAAGCCCUCAAAGAGUACGAGCCUGAGAUGGGGAAGGUCUACCGUCAGGACAGGAAGAGCGUCCAGAGGAUUAAAGCCAAGGAAAUCGUCCCCGGCGACAUCGUGGAAGUGGCCGUGGGAGACAAGGUGCCUGCUGACAUUCGCCUCUCUUCAAUCAAGUCCACCACCCUGCGAGUAGACCAGUCCAUCCUGACCGGAGAGUCUGUAUCUGUCAUCAAGCACACCGACCCAGUACCUGACCCCCGUGCCGUUAACCAGGACAAGAAGAACAUGCUCUUCUCCGGCACCAACAUCGCCGCCGGGAAGGCGGUGGGCGUGGUGGUGGCCACGGGCGUGAACACGGAGAUCGGCAAGAUCCGCGACGAGAUGGCGGGCACGGAGCAGGAGAAGACGCCGCUGCAGCAGAAGCUGGACGAGUUCGGCGAGCAGCUCUCCAAGGUGAUCUCGCUCAUCUGCAUCGCCGUGUGGAUCAUCAACAUCGGCCACUUCAACGACCCCGUCCACGGCGGCUCCUGGAUCCGCGGCGCCGUCUACUACUUCAAGAUCGCCGUGGCGCUGGCCGUGGCCGCCAUCCCCGAGGGCCUGCCCGCCGUCAUCACCACCUGCCUGGCGCUGGGCACGCGGCGCAUGGCCAAGAAGAACGCCAUCGUCCGCAGCCUGCCCUCCGUGGAGACGCUGGGCUGCACCUCCGUCAUCUGCUCCGACAAGACCGGCACGCUCACCACCAACCAGAUGUCCGUCUGCCGGAUGUUCAUCGUUGACAAGGUUGAAGGAGAGAGCUGCUCCCUGAACGAGUUCACCAUCUCUGGUUCCACCUACGCCCCUGAAGGAGAAGUAUUUCAUGAUGGAAAGCAAGUUAAGACCUCCCAGUACGACGCCCUGGUGGAGAUUGCCACCAUCUGUGCCCUGUGCAAUGACUCCUCUCUGGACUUCAACGAGACCAAGGGGGUGUACGAGAAAGUGGGCGAAGCCACCGAAACUGCCCUGACCUGCCUGGUGGAGAAGAUGAACGUGUUCGACACUGACGUCAAGAACUUGUCCAAGAUCGAGAGGGCAAACGCCUGCAACGCGGUGAUCAAGCAACUGAUGAAGAAGGAGUUCACCCUGGAGUUCUCUAGAGACAGGAAGUCCAUGUCUGUGUACUGCACCCCCAACAAGGCCCGCACCUCCAUGGGAAAGAUGUUCGUCAAGGGUGCCCCCGAAGGCGUGAUUGACAGGUGCACACACAUCCGAGUGGGCAGCACCAAGGUGCCCAUGAACGCUGGCAUCAAGGAGAAGAUCAUGUCGGUGAUCCGGGAGUACGGCACGGGCCGCGACACUCUGCGCUGCCUGGCCCUGGCCACGCGCGACAACCCCCUCAAGAAGGAGGACCUGGUCCUGGUGGACAGUGCCCGCUUCAUCGAGUACGAGACGGACCUGACAUUCGUGGGCUGCGUGGGGAUGCUGGACCCCCCCAGGACCGAGGUGGCGGCCUCCAUCAAGCUGUGCCGCCUGGCGGGCAUCCGCGUCAUCAUGAUCACCGGGGACAACAAGGGCACCGCCGUGGCCAUCUGCCGCCGCAUCGGCAUCUUCUCCGAGGACGACGACGUCGACGACAUGGCCUUCACCGGCCGCGAGUUCGACGACCUCACGCCCCACAACCAGCGCGAGGCGGUCAUGAAGGCCCGCUGCUUCGCCCGGGUGGAGCCCUCCCACAAGUCCAAGAUCGUGGAGUUCCUGCAGUCCUUCGAUGAGAUCACCGCCAUGACCGGGGACGGAGUGAACGACGCGCCCGCCCUGAAGAAGGCGGAGAUCGGCAUCGCCAUGGGCUCCGGCACCGCCGUGGCAAAGACGGCCUCCGAGAUGGUCCUCGCCGACGACAACUUCUCCUCCAUCGUGGCGGCCGUGGAGGAGGGCAGGGCCAUCUACAACAACAUGAAGCAGUUCAUCCGCUACCUCAUCUCCUCCAAUGUGGGGGAGGUCGUGUGCAUCUUCCUGACGGCGGCCCUGGGUUUCCCCGAGGCGCUGAUCCCCGUCCAGCUGCUGUGGGUCAACCUGGUGACGGACGGGCUGCCGGCCACCGCCCUGGGCUUCAACCCCCCCGACCUGGACAUCAUGAACAAGCCCCCCCGCAACGCACGCGAGCCCCUCAUCUCCGGCUGGCUCUUCUUCAGAUACCUGGCCAUCGGCUGCUAUGUGGGAGCUGCAACUGUGGGAGCUGCUGCCUGGUGGUUCAUCGCUGCCGACGACGGACCCAGAGUCACCCUGUACCAGCUGAGCCACUUCCUGCAGUGUUCCCCUGAUAAUCCCGAUUUUGGAGACCUGGAGUGCCAUGUGUUUGAGUCGCCCUACCCCAUGACCAUGGCCCUGUCUGUACUGGUCACCAUUGAGAUGUGCAACGCCCUCAACAGCCUCUCGGAGAACCAGUCCCUGGUCCGCAUGCCCCCCUGGGAGAACAUCUGGCUGCUGGGAGCCAUCUGCCUGUCCAUGUCCCUGCACUUCCUCAUCCUGUACGUGGAGCCGCUGCCGAUCAUCUUCCAGAUCACCCCCCUGGACGUGACGCAGUGGCUGAUGGUGCUGAAGAUCUCGCUGCCCGUCAUCCUCCUGGACGAGCUGCUCAAGUUCACCGCCCGCAACUACCUGGAGCCCGGUAAAGAGCUGGAGAAGUCCAGCGCCUCCGCCGCCCCCGGGGCCUGCUCCCUCUCCGCAUGCACGGAGGGCAUCUCCUGGCCCUUCGUGGCCGUCUCCUUCCCCCUGGUGCUGUGGCUGUACAGCACUGACACUAACGUGGCCGAGAUGUUCUGGUCCUGACUGACAUGAGCACGGUGUGUCACGCCCCUUAUCCCCUCCCUCACCCCGCCCCCCCCCUCCCCUCCCGCCGCGUGUGGCCCCGCCCACCAGUGGAGAUUAACACGCAUCCCUAAUAAAGCAAGAGUCACAGAGGAAAAACGAAGCCACACAAGCUAAGUCACCGUUUUUUGUACUUGUAUUUUCAGCUGUCAUUCCGGGGAACGGGUUGGGUGGGGUGGGGUGGGGGAUGGAUUUUCCUGAAAUCGUUUGAUUAUCAUUAUUAUCAUUGAUUAUCAUUAUCAUUUUUUUUUGGUCAUUCUUUUUUUUUGUUUUUUUGUUUUUUAAAAAUAUGUAUAUUUUUAAUGGAUUGAGAAUGUAAUUCGUCCUGAUGUCUGAUAUCUCAUUUCAAACCGAGUCCGUUAAUUCCCCCACCCACCACAUAUUACACCCCCCCCCCCUUUAAAUAUAUAACGAGAUAUUUAAGAACUGUCUGAUGUACAGAGAUUUAACACUAUUUUAUGCAACUGUUUUUGUAGUUUUUGGAAAUGCGUAUAGGGGUGGAGGGGGCGGGGCUUGAGGGGGUAAAGGCAUGUACAGGACUCUGUUUACUAAUGUUUUACCAUUGUGUCUUCAGUAUGAGCUGUGGCGGAUGAGCAUCAUGUGACAGGAAACACAGGCAGGGUUAAUUGAGUGAAUGAGUAUUUAUGUUGACUAAAAAAACCUAGAAGGAAAUGGCAUGUUCAGCAUGUUGCAUGUAGGUUUUCUUUUAAAAUUAUUUUCAUUCCUUCACCUCUUCCCCGUCCCCCGUCCCCUCCCUUGUCAUCUAAUGUUUUGCAUUCAUUUUUUUUAUUCCUAUUUUGUAUUCAAACAUAUUUUUUUCUGCACUAGGCAGAGCACAGCUACCUCAAAAUUAAUGUCCCUUCUCCCACGGUUGUCACCCCCCCCCCCCCCUUUGCCCUAAAACUGUCCCACUAGUCUUUACAGUGCAGUUUUGUCGGUCAACUCUCGAGGUGUGCCCGCGUUAGCUUGUGCAGAAAAAAAAUCAAUAAAAUGGCCUGCCUUGUCCCCUGGUUCAUUGUGCUUUCUCCAUAUUUUAAUGAUGUUUUUAGUCGUUCUUAGUCGAUUUGCAUUAUUUUUUCAUUUUUAGGGGAGGGAGGGGUUUGUAAAAGAUGUAAAUGUUUCCAUCGCUCAGUUCAGUUGAGUGGAAAUCUAUAUCCAGCAAAACUGUCGUUGAAAUGUUGACUUGAAUACAACGGAACCAGAUCUUUUCAGAUUUUUUUUUCCCCGUUUACCCUAAGAGAAAUACAUUCACUGAAUGAUAAAGCUUUUGUCUUAAUUUAGAAGCACUGUUGCGUCUUAUAUUAUUUCCAUACAGUUGAUUAUUAUGUGCACAUACUGUACUUGAAUAUGUAUAAAUAUACCAAGUGGCUGAUUACAUAAUCCGUUGAGCACAAGUAAUACUGUGGUCUGGCCCCACUGUGGUCUGAUGCCCUAUAAAGGAAUUUUGCACAAAUCGAGGGGAAACUUCCUUGGCCGUAUUGUUGGCCCCAGCUCUGACCGCGAAAGGGCUUGCUAGUAGGAAGUCUGUAAAUCUGUACAUAGCACAUCAUUCGAAUAGUACUUCAGUGUAUGAGUUUUAAAGUUAGUCCAUAGUACCAUCACGCUGUUCCGACUUUACACCGAUGUGAUUUAAGACUAACUAGCUUACCUCUGGAGAGCAUGCUUCCGGCAGUAUCGGGCCCGCAGGGCUUGUGUUCUCAUUCGAAAUAGUGUUUGUAUUUUAACAAGCCUAACUGUGCCAUUUUCCCUCCAAUGCCUUCCAACCGCUUCCCUUCCAGAGUGAGUAUCCUCAGCCUGCAUGUCCUAACUCACUGGCAUGUCCCUUUUUCACACCCCUCACAUGACCAUCCCUACAUCUGGUCCCCUCUUACACUGUAGCCAACCGUUGAGAGACUGUCUCCGUGGUGACAAGAGGGGGGAUGUCAUAAACACCAAUAUUACACCGCAUUCAGUUGCUUGCCGAUUUGAACCUUUCAAUAUAUUUGGUUUAGAUUAGAGACGUCAAACCCAAGUCCUGGAGGGCCGCAGAGUGGCUUUCCUUUACUUCCCUUCUGCAGCCAGUUCCGUACUUGAGAACAGGGUGUGUGGACUCUUUAACCACACGACUUAAAUCACUGGUGCUGAAACACUGAAAAACAGGAGUCCUUGGAGCCUUAUGAGACUGGACUGUAAUGUCUGUGGUCCGGAGCCUUUGUGGCCAGUUGAAACUGAGCAGUUAAUCGGCAGCAAAAGCACCCACAAAGCUUCACUCUGCCAUCGCUAGUCUUGACUGUUUGUGCGAGCUGUGUUCUGUGCUUCAUCUUCUUGGGCAUUCACAGAGUUUAAAUGGUUUUCGGUGGGAGGGAAAAGGGAUUUUUUUUUGGUACACAGCUAUGAAAUGGGAUAUUAUGGUUCCCGCUUCGGGCACUUUAGUGUGUUCGUGUUUUUUUUCUUCUCGGUACACCACUGUUUUGCCAUGCAGACCCCUCGUCCAGGGUGACUGACAAAGGCUUGCAUUCCAAAAAUCCUCCACUUUGCUUUCUUUUGAGUUCUGGCCUCAUUGUAUUUCACUGUGUAUAUUUAAUGUUUGAAUCAGGAGAAUAGAUAAAUGUUAUUACUUCAUUUUAAGCAUUCGAGCCAGCCUACUCAGCCUCAGGAUUACACACAGGGAACAAGACGGGGGUAGGCUGGCUGGGAUAUCCACUGUGAGAAAGAGCAGACCUGUUGACUGGGACUCUGAUAGAUCCACAUCUAAAUAUAAAGAUGUUCCCGGCAGCAUUCCGUGAUUGAUGGCGGUCGUCUAUCCUUGGACGCUCAGCGCCGAGUGUCUCCCCUAAAUCACGCCUUUAAAAAGAUCGAAAGGGGGGAGGCGUCAGCUGUUGGGAUAAACUCGGGAGAAACGGGCGGCAGUCACCCAGUUUUAAGAUUCUCCGGGUGCCGCGGAGUGUUUUCGAAGGAGACAAUGCACUUGAUUUUGGAGAUAGUAAAUCUGAAUGUGCAGGGGGGGCAUUCUGAGAACUGCCAACUCUGGCCUUCACUUAGAACCAGACACCUCUCACCUGCUCACUCUGGCCUUCAUCUAGUACCAGACACCUCUCACCUGCUCACUCUGGCCUUCAUCUAGUACCAGACACCUCUCACCUGCUCACUGUGGCCUUCAUCUAGUACCAGACACCUCUCACCUGCUCACUCUGGCCUUCAUCUAGUACCAGCCACCUCACCUGCUCACUGUGGUCUUCAUCUAGCACCAGACACCUCCUACCUGCUCAGUCUGGCCUUCAUCUAGUACCAGGCUUCUCAUAUGCUCAUAAUGUGCUUUACUUGGCCUUGCCUGCUAGCCAGUAGCAUGUCCACAGAACAAACUGGGUUUGCGGAACGUGUUCACUUUGUGAUGGACGUGAGGGAAGGGAUUGCCUUUUCUGGCUUUAGGCGAUGGUUCAAGGUAGCUCUAUCCCCAGAAGAGUCCACGACUUAAUUAACUACCUGAUUAAUCCUGUCUAACCAGCCUGUUUACUUCAAUAUCUAAAUGUGUAGCAUGACUAACUGUACGUAUCAAUUCUAUAGGAUGUUACAUUUGGGAAAAAAAAGGAAUAAAAUCCAAGUCACUGAAUACUCUGGCAUAUUUACAUUUUUUUUUACUGUGGUGUUUUUGUGGUUUGAAUAACUAGAAAACAGGUCUACAUUGCUCAACGGGAAGUUUAAAUUAAAAAAUGUGUACAAAAGAUGUUAUUAGUCUUGUGGAUUCUGUUUUUCUGAUUUUCACAAAAUGGCAUGUAUGUUUUGGAGAUGCUGAAUUAUACAAGAAUUGAAUUAAUCCACGUCUACUGAUUGGUGCAUGUGGGCUUCACACAUCAAACCAUUUGACCAGAGAAAGGCUUGUACUGCAGUCAGGUAUGAAAACGGACCCUUUUUUGGUCAGGCUGCAAAAACACAGCCCAUGCCUCAUGACUAACAUCAGCCCUGUCCAGAGUUGAAUUUCUUUUUCACCUAUCAAUUUCAAAAGUCUGUGCUCUUGAGCUUAAGACUGGCAUUCUUCUCCUCUGAUUCAUCCUUCUCUCUCUCUUUUUUUCCCCUUCCUUGCAGCUAGGGCAGAGUAAGCCUGCCGCCUCCUCUAAAGUCCUUUGCAGGAACUGUGAAGUUUUGCUUUAGUGUUGUGCAUGUGUGUUUUGAGCAACACCACAUUCUCCAAGACCUGCAUGAAAAAUGUGCAAAAAUAAAAAAUGCGUAUAUAUAUAUAUAAUUACAAAGAUAUACUUAAAAAGUGACAGAAAAUGGUGUAUUUUUUAAAUGGAUGAUGAACAGUGUUUUAGGACUUUGAGAAAUCGAACAAGGCCAGUCGUCUGUGCACGGGACCACUCUGCCCGUGUGCAUCUUCAACGCAUGGAGACAGACCGUCGCUUAGCCUUCAACCUUACAUGAGGAUACGAGUUUUCAUGCCACCUUUUUAAAACUCUGUAAAAUGUCAGUUUUAUAUAAAUGUACAAUAUACAGUGAUGCAUGUCCAAACUGAAGGUAGCCGAAAUUAUCGUAAAUUUAUAUUAUAGCUAUGUAUAAUGCCAUUUAAUAUGUAAUUAAAUGCUAUGAAAAUAUCUACAUAGAGAAAGCGGUACUAAUGUCAAAUGAAGCUCAAAACCACCAAUUCAUCUUUUCCUAAGGAAAUCUUUUGUUGGGGGGGCGUGCAAAAUAAGCAAACAUACUUUGUUUUUGUUUUUUUGCAAAUCUAAGUUAUUUAAAUAACAUUCUGCAGUAUCUGGGCGGGUGAUGGUGCAGCAAUACUGUGAUGCAUAUACUUUGAAAGAAGCAGUCAGUCCCUUUAAACAGCAUGUUUCAACUCCGAACAACUGUAAAUAAGAGCUACUGUUUGUUUCAGCGCUGAUUGUAAUGUGCAUCACACGGGCUUGUGGUUUCAGGUAAAUAAAGAUUAUACAUGA
Anguilla anguilla (European eel) is the source of this 8699-nucleotide messenger RNA. It is a transcript of the gene atp2a2a, whose product is annotated as ATPase sarcoplasmic/endoplasmic reticulum Ca2+ transporting 2a. Lineage: Eukaryota; Metazoa; Chordata; Actinopteri; Anguilliformes; Anguillidae. The transcript is spliced from 20 exons. Gene Ontology annotation, cellular component: membrane. The record is from RefSeq and is a predicted model, not a curated record. Gene Ontology annotation, molecular function: ATP hydrolysis activity; P-type calcium transporter activity; ATP binding. The coding region runs from base 613 to 3750 and encodes 1045 amino acids. Gene Ontology annotation, biological process: calcium ion transmembrane transport; intracellular calcium ion homeostasis.